Messenger RNA from Juglans regia (Persian walnut), 882 nucleotides. Its product is annotated as NHP2-like protein 1. Gene Ontology annotation, cellular component: U4/U6 x U5 tri-snRNP complex; precatalytic spliceosome; nucleolus. The coding region runs from base 144 to 530 and encodes 128 amino acids. The record is from RefSeq and is a predicted model, not a curated record. The transcript is spliced from 5 exons. Gene Ontology annotation, biological process: maturation of SSU-rRNA; ribosome biogenesis; mRNA splicing, via spliceosome. Lineage: Eukaryota; Viridiplantae; Streptophyta; Magnoliopsida; Fagales; Juglandaceae. Gene Ontology annotation, molecular function: RNA binding.
UCUCUCUCUCUCUCUCUCUCUCUCUCUAAUAUAUAUAUUCUACGAUGCUUCCAGCAGCUGCUAUUGCUGACCCUUAAACCCUAAUCUCCGCGUCUAACCAAAAACCCUAAUCCCCUUUCUCUUGCCAAUCAUCCUCACCAAAAAUGACAGGAGAAGCAGUAAAUCCUAAAGCGUACCCUUUGGCCGAUGCGCAGCUCACAAUCACAAUAAUGGAUCUUGUUCAACAAGCCGCCAACUACAAGCAGCUCAAGAAGGGUGCUAAUGAAGCUACGAAAACACUUAACAGGGGUAUUUCUGAGUUCAUAGUGAUGGCCGCGGACACAGAGCCGCUUGAGAUUCUUCUCCAUCUUCCAUUGCUUGCCGAAGAUAAGAAUGUGCCCUACGUUUUUGUUAGUUCAAAGCAAGCGCUUGGCCGAGCUUGCGGAGUUACCAGGCCUGUUAUUGCCUGUUCUGUAACAACAAAUGAGGGAAGCCAAUUGAAAUCCCAAAUACAACAACUCAAGGAUGCCAUUGAGAAGCUUUUGAUCUGAAGUGUAAUGGAGUGCAUGUUCGGUAUGAUGGGCUUCUUGGAUCAUAUUGGUUGCACGAUCAGAGGCUUUGACUGAAGUUUUGCUAUGAGUGUCGUGUAUUAAGAUUUUUAUUUCUAUGCGAUGUGAGCAAAUAUUCUUGAAAUGAUAUUUGCUACUAGUAGUAUGCAGGAAUGAUGCUUUUCUUAAUCCCAAUGUUUAUGUAAUUUGUUUGCUUGGCUGCGGUUCAAAUUGCCAACAUGCUUCCUCUUUUUUUUUUUUUUUUUAAUCUUCUCUCCUCGUUUGGUUAGUCUUUUGAAUCAUUUGAAGUGUAAUGGCAUUGACUGAUUGAUCAUGAAUUAAGCUUUUUGGUCUA